AUGGAACCUCUAUGUGAGUUUUGUGGGAUUGUGAGAGCUGUGGUUUAUUGCAAGUCAGAUUCUGCUUGUCUUUGUUUGCAAUGCGAUGACUGUGUACACUCUGCCAAUUCUUUGUCUCGAAGGCAUUCGCGUUCUCUCCUCUGUGAUAAGUGCAAUUCUCAGCCAGCAAUGUUUCGUUGUAUGGAUCAUAAGUUGUCUUUGUGCCAAGGUUGUGACUUGAACCCAAAUAAUUGUGCUGUAUUGGGACAUAGGCGCCUUGCAUUGAAUUGUUAAACUGGUUGUCCUUCUUUGGCCGAGUUUUCUAGGAUUUGGUCCUUUGCGUUUGAUGUUAAUGGGUCAUUUGGUGGUUGGGAAUCACAUAGUACUUUGCCUAAAAGUGAUAGCUGCACAAGCAAACGUUUGGAGCAACCUGAUCAUAAUGGUGGUUCGUUUGGAUCAUUGGUGAGUGACAAAUUGGAUGAAAUGGAACCUUGUGUCAGAUAUGAACCUUGGAUGGAACAACCUUCCACCAUUCCUUCGAAUCCAUGUUACACCCCGUAUUGCAAAGACCAAACAUUUUUCUUUCCUGAAGACUCAAACCAGCCAAAGUUGCAGGGAUGUGCAAAUUUCAAUGAUCUUGGAAUUCAUGAUGGGAAUGAUCUCUGUGACGGUCUCAAUGUGGACAAUGUUCAACUAAAUUUUGAAAGUGCUGAUGACAUAUUUGGCAGCUCUCAAGUUGCCACAAGAUUCAACCUUGAGGAUGGAGGAAUGGACUGUCUAUUGAUGGAUAGAACCAUAUCAGUAACAGAAUCUAAUAGAUUUAUUGAGAGUGCCAUGGAGGCAUCAUCAUCAUCAGUCCAACAAGAUUGUGUGACUUUUCAAUCAUCCACGGCUGGUGGUUCAGCUAGUGUGAUGCAGACCAUCAGCAGUAAUGCAAAUUGUGCACUUUUGAACCCUAGCAGCAAUAGAAGCAUCGAUCUGGGAUUUCCUCAGGGUCAAGUUCAUUCAAACAUACCACUUCAAUUACCAAACAUAACUGGUGAAAGUAGUGCUAAUGAAUAUCAAGACUGUGGGUUAUCGCCAGUGUUUCUUCCAGGCGAAUCCCCCUGGGAAUCAAAUUUGGAGGGCACAUGCCCACUAGCAAGGGAUAAAGCUAAAAUGAGAUACAAUGAGAAAAAGAAAACUCGAACGUUUGGUAAGCAAAUAAGAUAUGCUUCUCGCAAAGCAAGGGCUGAUACAAGGAAACGUGUGAAAGGUAGAUUUGUUAAAGCAGGUGAAGCAUAUGAUUAUGACCCUCUUGUGACAAGGGAUGUCUAA
Molecule: messenger RNA, 1296 nt
Organism: Abrus precatorius (Indian licorice)
Lineage: Eukaryota; Viridiplantae; Streptophyta; Magnoliopsida; Fabales; Fabaceae
Product: putative zinc finger protein CONSTANS-LIKE 11
Exons: 4
Molecular function (GO): zinc ion binding; protein binding
Source: RefSeq, a predicted model, not a curated record